Messenger RNA from Diabrotica virgifera virgifera (western corn rootworm), 1110 nucleotides. It is a transcript of the gene Rpp30, whose product is annotated as ribonuclease P protein subunit p30. The transcript has 6 exons. Lineage: Eukaryota; Metazoa; Arthropoda; Insecta; Coleoptera; Chrysomelidae. Gene Ontology annotation, molecular function: RNA binding. Gene Ontology annotation, biological process: tRNA processing. Gene Ontology annotation, cellular component: nucleolar ribonuclease P complex. The coding region runs from base 91 to 990 and encodes 299 amino acids. The record is from RefSeq and is a predicted model, not a curated record.
UGACAACUUGAAUUGAGGUUAGGUACAUAUGUUUACUUGUGAAUUCAAAUAUUAUACAUUUUAAUUUAAGGUGUAAAUUUAAAUUUAAUUAUGAUAAAAACUUCAGGAUUUUAUGAUUUAUGUAUAGAAGAAUCCUUUUUCUCCAAAGGUGAUGUAGAAAAAUCGAUCAAAUCACUAUAUGACUAUGGUUAUAGAACUAUAGCAAUAAAUCAAACAAUUGAAGAUGGAAAUCUUGAACCUAAAAAGAAAAAGAAAAAAGGGGAAGCGAGGGAAGUGCAAGAACCAGUACCUAUGCCUUAUGAUUUGUUACCAAUUAAAACUGUAAUUAAGAAUCUGAAUCUGGUUAAUUUUCAAAUAUUUAACCGCUUGACAAUAGUGUUUGUCAAUCAAGAUGGGUUACAUAAAGUCACUAAAUCACCUAACUUCAGGAAGUACCAGAUUGUUGCAGCGGCCCCAACAACAAAUCAAGCUCUCUCGUACACCUGCAAUAAUUUCGAUGCGGACAUCUUCACCUUCAAUCCAGAGAACAAGUUUGGCCUUCGUUUGAAUAGAAAACUCUACAACCAACUCUUACAGAGGGGAUAUCACUUCGAAUUACUGUACAGCCCCGCCAUAGAGGACACGACGAAACGAAAAAACUUAAUACACGCAUCACAUCUGUACCACGCAUUUGGUAAAUCCAGGAAUAUUAUAUUUUCAAGUGGAGCACAUGAUCCUGUUAUAAUCAGAGGUCCAUAUGAUGUUAUUAAUUUUGGAUUUUUAUUUGGUUUGAGCCAAAUACAAUGCAAAACGGCAGUGUCCUAUUGUCCUCAUAAGGUUGUCAUUAAUUCUGUUGGUAGACGACACGGUAAAGCUAUCAUGUUCGUAGAAAACAUCCCUCGCGAACAAGAAAAUACAAUAGAAACUGCAGAGAUUAAUGUUACGGUGGACAUCGACGAUGAUGAUGAUAUGGAGACUGAUCAACCCAAACAGAAGAAGACAAAAGUGUGAUUAAUUUUCAGUUAUGUUAUACUUUUAAAGCACUAUUUUGUUAUAUAUUAAAUGAGUCAUUUUAUCUAACAAUAAUUACCACAAUUGCAGAAUAAAUAGAUUCUUUUUUAAAACAAAAAA